UUUCUCCCACAUCAGAGCCACUGAGGACGCAUUGGAUUUGUUUUGUUUUUGAUGAUAACGCGUCACCUAAUGCAGCUAAAUUCGUUUAUGUCUGCACGAAUCCACGAAUUUACUCCAGACUGCUUUCUGAACCAGGGACAAUUGAAGGUUUUGCUAAAAAGUUAAAACUCAAGGAUGGAACAGUACCCACUCUUCAUGAUCCAGCUGCACCUCCAGAAGAGUUUACAGGUGGGAUUUUUACAAUUUUUUGAGGAUGAGGUGUGUGUGGGCCGCACUUUGUGGAACUAUACUGCUAAUGCAGGUUAUUAUAACCAAUUCACAAACUUCAGUUUCGCCCAUUGGAGACUGUUCUCAGUUUGACUCGUGUAAUGGCUGCAUCAGCGGAGACCCGGCCCUCAACCUGACACGCUGUGUGUGGCAAAAUUGUAAUGACGGAAAUGACACAAGAUGCAUGUCUGACACCGACGACUAUGGAGGCUGCUCUGUCUACAAUGAGACUGGCAUGUGCCAAACAGAUAGUGGGUCUACUGAUGGUGGUGGCAAAGAUACAGGGUCAGGCCCUAAUUUCUCUCAAGCAUCAUUUGACCUGUCCAGCUUCAUUGGAGGAAUCAUCCUAGUGCUGGUGUUGCAAGCUGGGGCUUUUUUUGCCAUGCGCUUCCUCAAGACAAAAGACAGCUCUUAUGAAACUAUUGAUCAACCACAGUGAAAAAAUGAGUCAUGAAUGGGAGAGAAAAUUACAGAAACAAAACAUAAAGAACACCAUUGGAGAGAAGUCUAUAGACGCUGUUUUCUCUUUUUGCUUGUCCUAAAUUCUUACCACACUGUAAAAAAACAAUUUGUUGAGUCAAUUUAAAAUAAUUUGUAACCUGGCUGCCUUAAAAUUUUAAGUUAAGUCAACUCAAAAAAAGUUUAUUCAACUUGAAAUGUUAAAUUAUACUAAGCAACAACUUAGAUAUUUGAGUUGAAUCAAUUUAAAAUGUUAAGGCAGCUGGGUUACUUACCCAUCUGUUAAGUUUAGCAAACACCAAAUAUCUAAGUUGUUAUUUAGUACAACUUAACAUUUCAAGUUGACUGAACUUAUUUUAGUUGACUGAACUUAAACUUUUAAGGCAGCAGGGUAACAAAUUAUUUUAAGUUGACUCAACAAAUUGUGUUUUUUUUUUUUUUUUUACAGUGUAGCCUGUUAAUUGCUUUGGUUAAAUCACCAGUUCUUGAAUGUGAAAAGACAAUGAUAUAGACAUGUGGCAUGACAAAUAUACUAGGGAAUUAUUCAUUAUUGAGCAUGGGUUUAUGAUUGUCUCUUGUGGAGUGAGCUCUUAUCUGUUUAAGGUGAUUUAAAUCUCUGGUUUGGCUCUGUUUCUGUAUGUUAGUUUGAUUUGAAAGAUUGUUUAACUAGUUUAUUUAACAUGUUGAAUAAUUGCAUGCCCCUUUAUCUGCUUUUUAUUAAAUGCUAUGUUUUGUAGAUAGUUACCUGGACUCAUGUAGCACUGAGUUUGAUUGUAAA
This is a messenger RNA of Labeo rohita (rohu), 1504 nucleotides long. It is a transcript of the gene cd164l2, whose product is annotated as CD164 sialomucin-like 2. The transcript has 7 exons. The record is from RefSeq and is a predicted model, not a curated record. Bases 254 to 706 code for a protein of 150 amino acids. Lineage: Eukaryota; Metazoa; Chordata; Actinopteri; Cypriniformes; Cyprinidae. Gene Ontology annotation, cellular component: cytoplasmic vesicle.